Tyto alba (common barn owl) is the source of this 2166-nucleotide messenger RNA. Its product is annotated as scavenger receptor cysteine-rich domain-containing protein SCART1-like. NCBI's taxonomy places the organism in Eukaryota, Metazoa, Chordata, Aves, Strigiformes, Tytonidae. Gene Ontology annotation, cellular component: membrane. The record is from RefSeq and is a predicted model, not a curated record.
AUGACAAUACUGCAGAAGGAGAACAAAGACAUGUGGUCCCUCUGGCCCCUCCACCAGCUACUGAGGGUACAGGAGCACCAAUCCACUCUCUUUUCUCCACAUCUGUCCCCAGAGUACACAGGGAUCAGACUGGUGAACGGCAGCACAGUGUGUGCGGGGAGGGUUGAGGUCCAGGUGCUGGGAACCUGGGGGACCCUCUGUGCCUCCCGCUGGGACCUCUCGGAUGCCCACGUUCUCUGUCGUCAACUCAACUGCGGGUUUGCUGAGUCCAUUCCUGGAGGAGAAUAUUUUGGGAGAGAAACUGGCCCUGUCUGGAGAGACUCAUUCCACUGUGACGGGACUGAAGCUCUCCUGCAGCAGUGCCCAGUGACCACCUUGGGCGCCUCGCCGUGCUCCCAAGGGAACGCUGCUGCUGUCCUUUGCUCAGCCGGCUUUGGAUCCCUGCGGCUGGUGGGCGGAGGGAGCCGGUGCGACGGACGAGUGGAGAUCUUCCAGGAUGGGGCGUGGGGCAGAGUCCUGGAUGAGCAGUGGGACGUGCAGGAGGCCAGCGUGGUGUGCCGGCAGCUGCAGUGCGGAGAGGCAGGGACAGCCUACAACCCCCCAAAGCCUGAGCGAGGGACGGGCCCCGUGGGGCUGCGAGGGGUCCGGUGCGCAGGGCACGAGGCCAAGCUGACCCUCUGCAACACCUCCCUGCCCGGCAGUGCGCUGGCGGCAGGGCUUGCGGAGGACGUGGGAGUCAUUUGCUGGGGGAGCCGGCGGGUCCGGCUGGUGAACGGGGCCGGGCGCUGCGCGGGGAGAGUGGAGAUCUACUCCCAGGGCAUCUGGGGGACUGUCUGCGACGACGGCUGGGACCUGUCUGAUGCCGCCGUCGUUUGCCACCAGCUGGGCUGCGGAGAGGCAGUGGAGGCAGCCGGCUCCGCUUUCGGGGAAGGCUCCGGGCAGAUCUGGCUGGAUGGUGUGAACUGCUCCGGGGCCGAAGCUGCUCUCUGGGACUGCCCGGCUGGGCCCUGGGGGCAGCACGACUGCGGGCACAAAGAGGAUGCGGGAGUCUCUGCUCAGUUCGUGGCCCUGAGGCUGGAGAACAGCGACGGCUGCUCCGGGCGCCUGCAGGUUUUCUACAACGGGACAUGGGGGAGUGUUUGCUCUAACUCCACUCAGGACACGGUGACACUGGCGUGCAAGGAGCUGGGCUGCGGGGACGGAGGAUCCCUGGAAACACGCCUGCCCUCUGGCAGGGUGUCUGGCCCUGCCUGGCUGGAUCGCGUGCAGUGGGAGAGAAACAGCUCCUUCUGGCAGUGUCCCUCCACGCCCUGGAAUCCACAGUCAUGUGAAUACCUGGAAGAGGAGAUCCACAUCACCUGCAAUGGGGGACAGCCAGAAAUGCCUCCAACCUCACCGGCGCCGUGCCCCAACUCCACGAGCUGCACAGGUAGGGAGAAGAUUCGUGCCGUGGGAGGCAAGGACGGGUGCUCGGGCAGAGUGGAGGUCUGGCACCGUGGCUCCUGGGGGACGGUGUGCGACGACUCGUGGGACAUGCAGGAUGCCGAGGUGGCGUGCAGGCAGCUGGGCUGUGGCCCCGCAGUGUCUGCCCUGCAUGAGGCUGCGUUUGGGAUGGGGACGGGCCCCAUCUGGCUGGAGCAGGUGGAGUGCCGGGGGACGGAGCCAUCCCUGCAGGACUGCUGGGCCUGGCCCGGGGACAGCGGGGCUUGCCGGCACAAGGAAGAUGCUGCCGUGAGCUGCUCAGGCUCCAGAAGAGCCCAGGAGCCCUUCCCCGAGGCUGUGUACGAGGAGAUCGGGUACAGCCCAGCGUGGGAGAAACGAGCCAGGUUUGAUCGCUCAGGCUCCUAUUCAGAGGAGUCCCUGACCCAGCUGCAGCCCCACCCUGGGGUCAGCGAGGAGGAGAAUGGUCUGGGAUCAGCACCAGCUGCAAGGAGUGCCUCUCCCUGGGAGUGGGGGACAGUGGCCUCCCUGUGGGCAGUGUGCCCUGGUCUGGGAACUGAGGUUGAGGUGAAGGAUGUGUGUGAGGAAAGGAGCAGUCUUUGCACCAGUGAGAAUGACCAUGAGGAGAGAGACAGAGUCUUUGCAGAGACCCCUCAGUGGAGAGAUCCCGAUCUCUGUGGAGCAGGGAAGGAGACCCAGCUGGAGAACACCCCAAAGACACACUGA